AUGGACCACGAUGAACCGACGGCCGAGACCCUGGACAUCGCGCAGUAUGCCGCUCAUGGCUUUUGCCCGGCGUACCCCCUUAAGCGGCACCGUCAUGAAACCCUGGCCAACGCCGGCUACCACGAGGCCCGAGAAGACUGGGCUAAGUAUAUCGGACCUGCUUGCGAGUUUGGCGGGUGCAACCCUCUUGACGGCAAUUUCACUGCUGUGGUGCUGCCACUGUGUCGGCCGGAGCGCCUGAGGUUGGUUGCCUACAUUUUGGAGUAUGCUUUUCUCCACGACAGUGUCAUUGAAGACCAAUACUCGGAGAGUGUGAUUACCCAGUCAACAGGAGACGAUGAUUUCACACUUGGCAAGGGAGAAUCCGUGAUAGCAAAGGUCAAGAAUAGAAGGAAGCAGAUCCAAGCCAAGAUGAUGUAUCAGCUGAACGCUACCGACAAGGUCUGCGCGGCGAGAGUCAUGGACGCCUGGAAGACAAUGCUGUCAACCACACUCCGAGGCAAGGACAAAGGCUUUUCCAAUCUUGAAGAAUAUCUCGACUUCCGCAUCAUUGACACAGGGGCGCCCUUCGUUGAAUCCACCAUGCUCUUCGGCAUGGGCAUGACCCUCACCUUAGAAGAAGAUGCCCUCCUAGCCGACAUCAUCCGCCCCUGCUACGCCUCCCUGGCGCUGGCCAACGAUUAUUUCUCCUUUGACCGCGAGUGGGCCGAGGCGCAGCGCAAGCCCGGCGCGGCUAAGCCUAUCAACGCCGUGUGGUUGUAUAUGCGCUGGCGCGGCGUCAGCCCGGCCGUCGCCAAGCGGCUCGUGAGAGAAGCUACAAACCGGUACGAGGCGCAAUUUCUCGAGCUGUGCGACCAGUUCAGACGGGAUCACGCGCCCGUGUCGGAAAAGCUGGACCGGUAUCUGCGCGCGCUGUCGUACCAGGUUAGCGGGAAUGUGGUAUGGAGCCUGCGCUGUCCGCGGUAUCAUUCCGAGUUCAGGUAUGAUCCGAACGUGGGACUCGAGAAUUCCAUUACCGCUGAGAAGAGGGAGAAAAACGCGGAUACGGACACGGAUGCGAACUUUGUCGGUAUCCUCUGCGGGGCGUCUCGCCAGUCAAGCGACUCGGAUAUGCACUCGACCAGUUCAUGGCACCGCAAUCACACCUCGCGGUCAUCGUCCGUUUCAAGCAUGUCAGAGACGGGCGACAGUGCCGGGGACAACUCAAAACAAUGCCUUUCACUACCGGCCGGGGAAUGUCUGGGGCUCGAGCAUCUCGAGGCACCAUUCAAUUACGUUCGGUCUUUGCCUUCGAAGGGGGUGCGGGACACGCUUGCCGAUGCCUUGAACCUCUGGGUGCGUCUGCCCGAGAGAACUCUGACGCAGAUUAAGGAGGUGGUUGGCGAUUUACACACCGCUUCACUGAUGCUGGAUAACAUCGAAGAUGGUUCGAACCUCAGGCGGGGCCAUCCGGCCGCUCACGGUGUGUUUGGUGUGCCACAGACCAUCAACUCGGCCAGCUUUGCAAUCGUUGAAGCUAUCAGGAAAAUACAUGAGUUGUCGCCACCCCAACUGCGUGAUUUGCAUGUCGGGCAGAGCUACGACCUCCACUGGACCAGGCAUGCAUCGUGUCCCACUGAGGAGGAGUAUCUCGAGAUGGUAUCAAAGAAGACCGGAGGAUUGUUCCGGUUACUCUCACGGCUGAUGUGCAGCCAACUAUGCAAAGAGGUCGCCUUGGCCAUUGACGACUUGGUGGAUCAGAUCGGUAUCUAUUUUCAGAUCAGAGACGACUACGAGAAUCUCAACUCUGAUGAGUACACGAAACAAAAGGGAUUCUGUGAAGACCUGGACGAAGGGAAGCUCUCAUUUCCGCUUGUGCAUCAUCUUAACAGAGCCCCACGCCAUGUUGUUUUACAAGUUCGCGAAAUAUCGGAACAGAGGCGAGAGUCUGGUACGGGUGGCCUGAGCGACUCACACAAAAGGCUGGUACUCCAGCACCUCAAAGACUCGAGGAGCGUCGAGUACACCCGGCACACGUUGAAGAGGUUGGAGGAGCAGGAUGAUCGCUCCAUCUCAGAGCUGGAGCGUGUGACAGGAUGGGAGAAUUGGAUGCUGCGGCUUUGUCUGCAGCGACUGAGUGUAUAA
This is a messenger RNA of Parathielavia appendiculata, 2124 nucleotides long. RefSeq names its product terpenoid synthase. NCBI's taxonomy places the organism in Eukaryota, Fungi, Ascomycota, Sordariomycetes, Sordariales, Chaetomiaceae. The transcript has 11 exons. The record is from RefSeq and is a predicted model, not a curated record. The coding region runs from base 1 to 2124 and encodes 707 amino acids. Gene Ontology annotation, molecular function: prenyltransferase activity. Gene Ontology annotation, biological process: isoprenoid biosynthetic process.